AUGGCAUCAACAGUUAUGGCUGGAAGCCCUUCUCCGGUUUCAGACGGGGCAAAGUUAAUGCACGAGAAGAUGAUAGAGGGAAAGCAGGCAUCUUAUUCACAGCAGGAGCUCAUGAAAAUAAUGAAGUUUAAAUCGUCACAAGAGCUAAUGAAGUUAGCCCAAGAAUUGUUGAAUCAUGGCCUGUUGAAGAUUAUGGAGACUGUUAAAAAGGAUUCAAAGGAAAAGGGGAUUGUUUUUGCUCCAAUUUCGGAACAAGAAGCUCAAAAAGUCAGUGGCAUGUCUAACGAUGAGGCCAUGGUUUAUUCGUACAUUGAAGCAGCUGGAAGAGAAGGAAUAUGGACCAAGACAUUAAAGGUGAAAACAAAUUUACACCAGCAUGUUGUUUUAAGAUGUUUGAAAUCUUUAGAAUCGCAAUCAUAUAUCAAAGCAGUGAAAUCGGUGAAGCACCCCCAGCGUAAGAUAUACAUGUUGUAUCACCUUACACCUUCCAUAGAAGUUACGGGAGGUCCCUGGUUUACAGACUCAGAGUUGGAUACAGACUUUAUAGACUCACUUCUGAUUAUUGUUUGGAAAUUUGUUGCUUCAAAAACAUUUCCUAUGUGUUUCAAAGGCAAGGGAACUAUAGUUGGUGGACACAAGCAACUCAGUUAUCCGGCCUCAAUGCUUUCUGGUAUGGGAGGACAACUCCCAACUUUGGCUCGAAUUGGUCAGUUUAUAGCUAGCUCUGGUGUGACUACUGUCGAAUUAACACUGGAUAACGUAAAGUCUUUAUGUGAUGUCUUAGUCUACGAUGAAAAGUUAGAGAUGGUUAAUGCACAUUGUUACAAAGCCACUUGGCAAAGUGUGUUAGAAGCUGGAGGCGGAAAAAUUGAAGGUGUGGACAUCUAUCAGCCUCAAAAUGAUGAAAUAUUCAAUAUAGAUGACAGUUAUAGAACGAUGGAUACAGCAAACGUAUCCGUGGAUGAUGUUACAGGUAAAGAUGAUCAUAAGAAUAAUAGCAGUUCACAGACUCAUUUUUAUUUGGAUUCAUGGUACAGAAUUUAA
This is a messenger RNA of Brettanomyces bruxellensis, 1044 nucleotides long. RefSeq lists its product as uncharacterized. The record is from RefSeq and is a predicted model, not a curated record. Gene Ontology annotation, cellular component: RNA polymerase III complex. Gene Ontology annotation, biological process: transcription by RNA polymerase III. Bases 1 to 1044 code for a protein of 347 amino acids. NCBI's taxonomy places the organism in Eukaryota, Fungi, Ascomycota, Pichiomycetes, Pichiales, Pichiaceae. The transcript has a single exon.